AGUUUAAUACAUUUAAGCAAAUCGUUUAUUCGUCUUUAUUACACAUAUUUCCAAUAAAGUUAAGUAAGUAUUAAUUUUCACCAUCUAAUCUUGAUUCGCAAGCCUUUAGUUCUUCAAGUCCUUUUCCUAAAGUAUUAUUAAAAUAUAUAUAAAUUUAUACGAAAAAUAUUAUUACGCAUAAAUUUAAGAUUGUUAUCAAUUUUGGAAAUAAUCAGGGAGAGGAUGGAAAGCAUUCAUCCGUUUGUUGCCGUAUAUUUGACAACUAUAGAAAACAUGUUCGUGCAAUGUACAUCACAUGUCCGAAAUAAUCUGAUGAAACGGCGAAGACGUCUGAAAGAAAUUAUAUUACAACACUUGUUAAAUUCAACGCCACCAAAUCAUUUGCUUGAUCUCGGACCUAUAUUAAAAUUUUCACGAGAAAGAGAAAUAUGGAUGAAAGAACGAAGUUUUGACUGGUGGCAUCGAAUCGUUAAUGGUCAUUUUAAGGAUGAAGACUGGAUAGAAACAUUUCGGAUGACGAAAGUAACUUUUCUCUGGUUAUGUGAUCAAUUACGAGAAAGACUUGUUCCAAAUGUAAACCAGAUAGGAACUCGAGAACCAGUAUCGGUUGAAAAGCAGGUCGCUGUUUGUCUGUAUUUCUUAUCUAGCUGCUGUGAAUAUCGUAUAGUCGGAACUACUUUUGGGAUUCAUAAGGCAACUGUGUGGAAGUGUAUUCAUAAAGUAAUUGAUGCAAUUAAUAUAGAAUUAAUGAGCUCGUGGAUAAGCAUGCCUGACAAUGAUGAGUGCCAUGAAAUUGCUGAGGCUUUUGAGAAAAAAACACAUAUUCCACAAUUAAUUGGAGCAAUUGAUGGAACGCAUAUUCCUAUUCUUCCUUCUAGCGAUGGAUAUAGAGAUUAUAUCAAUCGAAAAAGACGGCCCUCUAUGAUAUUGCAAGCGGUUGUAGAUAACAACUAUAGGUUUCGUAAUAUUCAUUGUGGUUCACCAGGAUCAUGUCAUGAUGCUGCGGUUUUUCAGACUUCAAAAUUGUACAGGAACUGUAAUUUAUUAAUUCCCAAAGAAACGAAAACGGUAUUAAAUGUAGCAGGGCCUUACCUUAUAAUAGGAGAUCCUGCUUAUCCGUUACUGGAAUGGCUCAUAAAGGAUACACUAAAAGUGUUCGUCUCACUCCCGAGGAAGAAUCCUUCAAUGUAUAUCUAAAUUCUGCCCGCGUAUGUGUUGAAAUAGCUUUUGGAAGACUGAAAGCUCGCUGGCGACGAGUACUUAAACGAAUUGACAUACAUUAUACUUACGUACCACAUAUAAUAUCAGCUGUCUGCAUUUUACAUAAUAUAGUCGAAACGCGAAACGAAAAAUUUUUAUCUGUGUGGGAACAUGCAGUAACAGAGGUACAGACCGAAAUGCGACAACCAGAAUCAACAAGAGCUCGAAACUUAGAUAACUUUAGAGCCAAUCAGAU
Vollenhovia emeryi is the source of this 1456-nucleotide messenger RNA. RefSeq names its product putative nuclease HARBI1. The record is from RefSeq and is a predicted model, not a curated record. Bases 223 to 1197 code for a protein of 324 amino acids. NCBI's taxonomy places the organism in Eukaryota, Metazoa, Arthropoda, Insecta, Hymenoptera, Formicidae. The transcript has 3 exons.